UUCCACUCCAGCAUUGAUAGUCACCUUCCAAAGCCGGAACGCUGGCGGCGGCCAUGGCGGCGAGUGAGUGGACGCCGGGCCUCAUCAUGGUGGCCGUCGACGUGGUUUUCGCCGUCAUGAACACUCUGAUCAAGGAAGCCACUGAGCGCGGCCUCGACCGCGCCGUACUCAUCACCCUCCGCCAACUCGUCGCCGCCCUCUUCAUGGCCCCCGUCGCCUUCUUCCACGACAGGAAGACGAGGCCGAAGCUGACCUUGGAGAUCUGUGUUUACCUCUUCUUCAGCGCAUUGCUCGGGGCGUCGUUGACGCAGUACCUGUUCUACUUGGGAAUGGAGUACACUUCUGCUGCGUUCGCCUGCGCUUUCCUCAACCUCGCUCCCGCCUUCACCUUCCUCAUCUCGCUGCCGCUAAGAUUAGAAUCCCUCGACUGGAAGACCAAACCAGGGCUGGCCAAGGCCCUGGGCGUUUUCCUCUGCUUCCUCGGCGUCACCGUGCUCACCUUUUACCAGGGGCCUGCGCUGCAACUCAGUCAUGCAUUUCGUCGAACACCCAGAGGGAGACCCGAAAGGGAGAGCUACUCGCCGUCAGGGAAAUGGCUGAGGGGAUCGGCGGCGCUGCUCGGCGGCAGCUUCUGCUGGUCGUCGUGGUUCCCGCUGCAGGCCAAAGUGGGGAAGAAGUACCCGGCGAUCUACACCUCCACCGCAGUCAUAUUCUUCCUCGGGUUUCUUCAGGCGGCGGCCGUGAGCUUGGUCACCAGCAGAGGGAGGAUCUCCGCGUGGCUUCUCGAGGAUAAGUUGGAGAUCGGCACCGUCUUCUUCGCUGGUGCUUUGGGCUCUGGUGUCGGCUUCUUGGCCAUGUCAUGGUGCGUGGAACAAAGGGGCCCAGUCUUCACUGCAGCAUUCACUCCCCUCGUGCAAAUUAUUGUUGCAGCCAUUCAAUUCCUCUUCCUCCACCAACAAAUCUUCCUCGGCAGUGUGUUGGGCUCAAUUUUGGUUAUUCUUGGGCUCUAUUCUCUCUUGUGGGCCAAGCGCAAUGAGGCCCAUUUACUUCAACCAAAGCCCCAACGACCCAUCGAAGCCCAUGAACAGAGCCAACAAGCACAACCACAAGUCUAAUUCAUGAAGCGAUUAUUUGGAAUUCAUGAGGUUGAUUAUAACUUUUCUAUGAUUAAUUUAGAACCAUUAUUUUAAAAUAAAACACAUA
Messenger RNA from Zingiber officinale, 1203 nucleotides. Its product is annotated as WAT1-related protein At4g01440-like. The coding region runs from base 54 to 1115 and encodes 353 amino acids. Gene Ontology annotation, cellular component: plasma membrane. The record is from RefSeq and is a predicted model, not a curated record. Lineage: Eukaryota; Viridiplantae; Streptophyta; Magnoliopsida; Zingiberales; Zingiberaceae. Gene Ontology annotation, molecular function: transmembrane transporter activity. The transcript is spliced from 6 exons.